GAAUAAAAUUGGAUUUCCUGUGUCGCUUCUGUCUGUAACCAAGUGGGAUUAUCAAGCAGUUGAACACAUUAAGAGAUAUUGCCUGUGAAUCCUGACUGAAUGAGAAGAUAAACGUGAUAAACAGAAUUAUUUUGCUCUUCCAACUGUGCCUAGCAAUGGUGACAAUGAAAUGGAUGUGUGUAACCUUCAUCACACUGUUCAAGACUCCGACAGUAACCUCUGACAGCUUUGUCAUCACUGGACCAGCUGACCCUGUUCUUGGUGUAAUAGGGACCAAUACUACGUUUGAGUGUCUGCUCUCUCCAAGAACCAUCUCUGAUAUUAUUCAAGUAGUCUGGACCAAAUCAAAUGUCCCAGUACAUCUCUAUAUCGAAGGUAGUGAGGAUGAAGUCAUACAAGACAGCUUCUAUGAGGGACGGACUGUGCUCUCCAGACAAGAUCUACACCAUGGAAAUGUGUCUCUUACAUUGACAGGAGUGAGGAUAGCUGAUGCAGGAACCUACAAAUGCAUUGUGAAGUCCAAGGACUGGAUUGACGAGUUGUUGGUAGAGCUACAGGUGGUGGCACUGGGACAGACUCCACUGAUCUCUGUUGAGGAUAUUCACAAACAGCAAGUCACUCUGCUUUGUGAGACUGAAGGGUGGUUUCCAGAACCAGCACUGAUAUGGAAAAAUGGUCACCAACAGAAUAUUUCUGCCAGCACCAAAAUAGAGAAAAUGCCCAGUGGUUUGUAUCGUGUAAGCAGCACAUUGCAGGUGGGUCAGGACACAGAGAACAGUUUCAGCUGUUUCAUUUGGAACCAGAUUAUACAGGCUGGCCAGGAAUCAAGAAUAAAACUUACAGACAAAGCCCUGCCACAACUUCUGCCCUGGCAGGUUUCAUUUGGCGUGGUGCUUGCUUCUGCAGCCAUAGGACUUCCAGUCAUCAUUCUGUUCUAUAGAAGAAAGUACCACAGGUUCCAAGUUCGAGAAAAGACAUUACAAGAAGAAACUAAACGUCUGCUUCAUGAAUGUGAACUAAUGCAGAUCAGAACCUGUGCAGUAUCACUGAGAUUGGAUCCUGCUACAAGUCAUUCAUACUUGAUACUGUCGGAGGACAGGAGCAGUGUGUUCUAUAGUAAAGAUCGUCAAGAUGUGCCUGACAAUCCCAAGAGAUUUGACAUUAAUGUUUGUGUGCUGAGCGAACAAGGCUUUACAACAGGGCAACACUACUGGGAAGUUGAUGUAAGGAACAAGACAGACUGGAGACUUGGGAUAGCUCGAGAUUCUGUGAACCGCAAAGGAAUAUUUACACUGUUACCCAAAAAUGGAUACUGGCUUCUUUGGCUCAGAAAUGGCAGGGAACUUAAAGCCCUAUGUUCUCCAACAAUUUCUCUGGCAAUGGAAUCUAGACCUGCAGUAAUUGGGAUUUACUUGGACUAUGAGGCAGGUCUACUGUCUUUCUACAAUGCUGAAAACAUGACUGUUCUCUUCACAUUUCAUGAAACCUUCACUGACAAACUCUAUCCAUUUUUUAACCCUUCUGACAAUGAGGAUGGAACUAACCCAGACCCAUUGCAGAUACACCCUGUAAAUCUGAGAAGCAGAGCUUUCAUCACAGGAAGAAACGGUCUUUGACACAACUGCACAUACAUACAUACAUACAUACACACACACACACACACACACACACACACACACACACACACACACACACACACACACAAAGGCCAGUCUGUUACAUGAUAAGUAUGUUGCUUACUUUUGCACAGUAUAAAUACAUUUCAGGUCAAACAGUGAAAUAUGAAACUGCAUUAUAGUGUUAUUGUAUUUAAUAUUUUAUUUAUAACUUUUUGUGACACAGUCACAAAACCUGUUCAAUAUGUAACAUAUUAGAUGUUAUAUAUCAAACCAGAUGUUACAUUUGUAAGUUUAACCAAUAAAUGUUGCAUUAUUUCCAUUUUUUUCAUUUUA
Protopterus annectens (West African lungfish) is the source of this 1952-nucleotide messenger RNA. RefSeq names its product butyrophilin subfamily 1 member A1-like. Gene Ontology annotation, molecular function: protein binding. The transcript has 9 exons. Bases 156 to 1616 code for a protein of 486 amino acids. Lineage: Eukaryota; Metazoa; Chordata; Ceratodontiformes; Protopteridae. The record is from RefSeq and is a predicted model, not a curated record.